This is a messenger RNA of Chenopodium quinoa (quinoa), 3963 nucleotides long. RefSeq names its product pentatricopeptide repeat-containing protein At5g27270-like. Gene Ontology annotation, molecular function: protein binding. NCBI's taxonomy places the organism in Eukaryota, Viridiplantae, Streptophyta, Magnoliopsida, Caryophyllales, Amaranthaceae. Bases 495 to 3689 code for a protein of 1064 amino acids. The transcript is spliced from 8 exons. The record is from RefSeq and is a predicted model, not a curated record.
GUUAAAAGGUUUUAUGGCAACUCUGUGGCAAUUGAAUCAUAUUAUUGCACACAUAUGACUUAUCCUCAGCAAUUUUGAUAGGUCGUAGUUGGAAUAUUCGACUGUAUAUCGUGUAAUCGUGAAACAAAUUGAACAACUGAUUGAAUAACUUAUAUUGGUCAUUUAAUUAGUGGUAAUUUGAAUAUUGUACCUUACAAACUCUAUUUUAUUUCCUAUCUUAGUAUCAAACGCAUUUUGUAGUUCCCUUGCGGGUCUUCCUAAUACUUUUUCAUCCCUUUCACAAAAAAAGAAAAAAAAAAUUAUCAAUCUAAAUUACAAUUUUAAAAAAAAUAAAAACUAAGAAAUUUUGGAAACAUUAAUUCCUAUCACACCUUGAUAAAAUUCCAAAACUACCCAUUUAUAAAGACUACAUGAGUGAGGAUUUGGAUAAUUUGUAAAUUUAAGAUUUUUCUUUCAUUCCUCCAUGAAUCGUCACUCCACUCCACAUUUCUCCCAUGGAAUCCCUCCAAUCAUGCUUUCUCUCUCCAACUCCACUCCUCAAAACCCACCUAAAACCCCAACCCCUCUUCCCAAAUACCCGCACCAUAGCCAAAUUCAGGUGCUCCGUCACCCCUGAUCCAUGGUCCCUCAGCGACGGCAACACCGCCCCAAAACCCCGCUCCAAAAACCCCAAAAACCCACUUUCCGACGACAACGCCCGUCGCAUAAUCAAGUCCAAAGCUCGCUAUCUUAGCACGCUUCGAAGAAACCAGGGCCCUCAAGCUCAAACCCCCAGGUGGGUCCGCCGUACGCCGGAGCAGAUGGUUCAGUACUUGGAGGAUGACAGGAAUGGUCAUUUGUAUGGUAAACAGGUUGUUGCUGCAAUUCAGGUUGUUAGAAGCUUGUCGCAGAAAACUGAAGGUAGUUAUGAUAUGAGGAAAGUAAUGGGUUCUUUUGUUGCUAAGCUUACUUUUAGGGAGAUGUGUGUUGUGUUGAAGGAGCAAAAGGGUUGGCGCCAAGUUAGGGAUUUUUUUGCUUGGAUGAAAUUGCAGUUGUGCUACCGUCCUAGUGUUAUUGCCUACACAAUUGUUUUGCGUGCAUAUGGUCAAGUUGGGAAGAUUAAGCUGGCUGAAGAGACCUUUCUAGAGAUGCUUGAUGCAGGGUGUGAACCUGAUGAAAUUGCCUGUGGGACUAUGCUGUGUACAUAUGCUAGAUGGGGACGACACAAAGCUAUGCUAUCUUUUUACAUGGCUGUGCGAGAGAGGGAUGUGCUACUUUCUGUAGCAGUUUAUAACUUCAUGCUGUCAUCCUUGCAAAAGAAGUCACUCCACCAACAUGUGAUACAGAUAUAUAAAGACAUGAUUGAUAAGAGGGUUGUACCUAACCACUUUACCUUCACGGUUGCCAUCUGUUCACUUGUUAAGGAAGGUCAUUUUGAAGAGGGAUUGAAAAAUUUCAAUAUGAUGAAAAGCCUUGGUUUUGUACCUGAAGAGGUCACUUACAGCCUUCUGAUCACAUGUAACAUCAAAGAAGGCAAGCAAGAUGAAGCAUUGAGGCUUUAUGAAGAAAUGAGAUAUCAAGAUAUAAUACCAAGUAAUUUUACUUGUGCUUCUCUGUUAAAUCUCUAUUAUAAGAAUGGAGAUUACUCAAAGGCACUGUCUCUAUUUUCAGAAAUGGAUAGGUACAAAAUCCGAGCUGACGAAGUCAUUUAUGGUUUACUUGUAAGGAUAUAUGGUAAGCUUGGUCUUUGUGAAGAUGCAGAAAAGACUUUUGAAGAGGCUGAAAGAUUGGGUCUGCUUCGUGAUGAGAAAACAUAUAUAGCAAUGGCACAAGUGUAUUUUAGUUCAGGAGAAUAUGUGAAAGCUUUGCAUACCAUGGAGGUGAUGAAGUCUCGAAAUAUACCAUUCUCCAGUUUUUCCAAUUCAAUCUUGUUGAAGUGUUACAAGAUGAAUGGAGAUCUUGGAUCUGCUGAAGCAACAUUUCAGUCUUUAUCCAGUAUUGGAGUCCCGGAUUCAAGAUCUUGUAAUGACAUGCUCAACAUGUUCUUAAGACAAACAUUGCUUGAGAAGGCUAAGAAUUUCAUUCUUCAGAUAAGGAAGGACAAUGUUAUGUUUGAUGAGGAGCUCUGCAGGACAGUGAUGAAGGUAUACUCUAAGGAGGGAAUGCUUAGAGAAGCUGAGCAAUUCAUUGAAGAUGUAAGUGGAAAUGGAUAUAUGGAAAAUAGCAGCUUUAUUCAAACUGUUUCCAUGAUUUUGAAAUCAGAAGAUGGGAAGUUUGAGAAAGAAAAAGGUCACUCGGUAGUCCCUGCUUCCCUUGAUACUAAUGCACUGGAGCUUAUGCUUUGUCUUUAUCUAGCAAAUGGUAACAGAAAUAAGAUAGAAUACACGCUUGAUUUUUUACUUGGAGCUGCUGAUGGCUUAUCUGUUGCAAAACGACUCAUCGGAAAGUUUAUACAUGAAGGUGAUGCUUCUAAAGCUGAAAUCCUCUGUGAUCUAUUAAUUGAAAGAGACUCAAAGGAAAAUGGUGGAAUCUUGGCUUCAAUGAUUAGUUUGUAUGGAAAGCAACAUAAUCUGGAAAAAGUGAAAACACUAUUUUCAGCUGUGGUGAAUUCUGCUAAUUGCGGGGCCGAAAUAUACAAUUCCAUGAUUGAUGCCUGUGUUAAAUGUGGUGAACCUAGGGACGGUUACCAGGUUUUCAAGGAAUGCACAAAAAGAGGAAUUUGUUUGAGUCCCUUUGUCAUCAGUGUGCUUGUGAACCAUCUAACAAAUCGUGGGAUGUAUCGGGAAGCAGAGGAUGUGAUUAGCAGAAGUUUGCAUGACAACUUGGUUCUUGACACUAUUGCAUAUAAUACAUUUAUUAAGGCAAUGUUAGAAGCAGGUAAAUUGCAUUUUGCUGCGAGCAUAUAUGACCGCAUGCUAUCAUCUGGAGUUUCCCUGUCAAUACAGACGUAUAGCACUAUGAUCAGUGUUUAUGGAAGACAAAAGAAGCUAGAUAAGGCCGUAGAGAUGUUCAACAUGGCACAGAAUAUGGGCAUAUCUUUGGAUGAGAAAGUUUACACUAAUCUAAUUAGCAUAUAUGGAAAGUCUGGAAAAGCUCAAGAAGCAUCUGCAUUGUUCGCUAAAAUGAGGGAGGAAGGCGUAAAACCUGGAAAGAUAAGCUACAAUGUUAUGCUAAAUGUAUAUGCUUCUGUGGGACUUUAUUCCGAGGCAGAGGAGCUUUUUAAGAUCAUGCAGCAAGAUGGGCGCUAUCCUGAUUCCUUUACUUAUCUUGCCCUUAUUAAAGCUUACACAGAGAGUAUGAUAUACCAAGAAGCGGAACAAACGAUUGCAUCCAUGAAGAAAGAAGGAAUACAACCUUCUUGUGCUCAUUAUAAUCUCUUGAUAUCAGUCUUUGCCAAAGCUGGUUUAAUGGAGGAAGCUGAUCGUGUUUUCAACACAAUGCUUGCUUCUGGAUUAAAACCUGACGUUGUAUGCUGUAGGACCAUAUUACGGAGUUACUUGGAAUAUGGAUAUGUGGAUAAAGGAAUUUCUCUCUUUGAAAGGAUUCAACAAUAUGCAAAGGCAGACAGAUUUAUCAUGAGUGCUGCUAUUCACUUGUACAAAGCUGUGGAUAAGGGUCAUCAGGCAGAUGUCGUCUUAAAAUCAAUGAACGACAUGGGGAUUCCAUUUUUGAGAAGCCUUGAAAUCGGAAGCAGGAUAGGAACUUCCUAGAAGUUAGUGGACAUAUUUUUGAGUUCGAAAUUGCAGUUCUUGUUUGUAGGUGAAAAUUUUAGAAGAUUAGCUAGAAAUACAGAACACCAAGUAUACAGUUUCCAUGAUUUUGUAUAGUAUCUUUGUUGGAACUCUUGGGAGGAUGGUUGACUGGGUUCUAUUGGUUUGUUGUUAAGGCUACUCUUUUUCAUAAUUUAAUUGUUUCCAAUGAUAAUGUAUGCAGAAUUACUUUGUAUUAUGGAUUACGAGUAUAAUCAUAAUUUAUUCUUGAACA